AUGGACUUGGCCCUGCGUAGCUUGCAGGCCGUCAGCAGCGAUAUCGUGAACUUGCUGGGACGCCAGCUGGAGCGCUGCGGUCCAGAGCAGCUCAACUGCCCUGCGUGCCCGAGCUGUCCGUUGCUGCAGUGCCCCGAGCCGUCGUCCGCGCUGGGCACCUUCAUUGUGGGGCUGCUCGCAGGUGUGCUCUCGGCAGCGACCGCUGGAUUCUUGUGGAAGAGGGUGGGGUCGAGGGCCCUCGCCUACUACGACCCGCGCGAUGACUACUGGCAUGAGAGGAUCAUGCUGGCGCACAUUCAGGACUUCCGCUUCGUGGUGCUCACCGCGGACUGGGACAUCUAUGAUGAAGAUAUGUCCCAGGCGCUCCGCCUGCUGCCGCUGGGUCCACGGGGCGGCCUCCCCGUGCCGAGGCCACAGGGGCAUAUCCUGCGGGUGGACAACGCUCGCCUCAGCGCCGAGCUGCAGCAGCUGUGCGACGAGGCGGCGCAGAUGGCCUUGGACAUCCGCGAGGAUGAGGGCUUGCCGGCCCCAGCGGCGCCCCACGGGGUGCUUGCCGACGGCGAGGCGGGGGCGCUUGCCGAGGCGCCGGCUCCUGCUGCGCUGGCGGCCGCCGCGAGGCCCGCUGGGCCAGCGGUGGGGGGCGCGGCCGCGGCAGGCGCUCUGGCGGCGGCGCCGGCCGCGCCGCAUAGGGCACCCGCGGCCGGCGCUCUCCUCGCCCCAGCACCGCCGCGGCCCGCAGCGCCGCCAGCAGAUGCGGUCUGGCUCUCGGCGGAGACGCGCGGGGGCUUCACGGCUGGGGCCCCUAUCCCGCCGGAGCUCCUCGGCGCGGAUGGCCAGCCGCAGGCCGUGCUGGGCGACCGCGGGGUCGUGGUGCUGGCGUCAGGCGUCGCGCUGGCGGUCGCAGUGGCUGACACCCUGGAGGCAGGGACGGCAGCGCUCUCCAGCAGUGGGGGAGACCUUCGCACGCUGCCGGUGCUCUACUCACCAGCUGGUGGCCGCUCCAGGUCCUUCCAUGACGCUGUGGCCAAGAUGUCCACCACGCCCUUCCCAGACUGGCGCAUCAAGGGGCCGAGGACCGCUGCCUGGCUGCUCGAGAAGAUCUCGGAGGCGGGCUACACGCCGCUGCAGAGGCAUUUCUGGUGGAGGUCGAUCCAGGGGCUCACAGCUUCCGACUCGGGCGUGGACGACCACCACUUCAUCUCCGAGGUGCUGCAGGAGCUCACCACCUACGACCAGCUCAACGCUGGCGAGCUGGUGGUGGUGGAGAUCCUCUGCCGCCGCUACCAGCUCUGGGAGGAGCUGUACGCCUCGAGUUUGCGCGAAGCCGAGGCUGGUCAGGACGCUGCACCCUGGCUCGAUGAGCGAUCCUCGUUUCUCGGGCAGGACAGGAGCCGCGGCUCAGCGCUUGUCUGCCCCGCCUUGGAGAGCUGGGUGGCGGAGAAGCUCCGAGAGGAAAGUGCCAUCCUCAAGGAGCGCAGUUUGCAGGGGAGGCGAGGCGUGCUGAACGAUGCCACCUCGCUGGGUUUUGGCGAUGACAGUCUCACGCAAAGGGACGCGCUGCCCAUCCCGCUCAGCUUCGAGGCGCUCCAGUGCUUGAAGGGGUUCUCGGCCCUCGACGGCGAGCUCUCGCUGGGGCAGCGGCGCAAGGCCGCGCGCUGCAGGCGCCAGGAACGCUGGAUGCUGGAAGGCGUCGCGGCGCUCAACGAGCUGGGGGGGUGGGUGGUCGGUUGGCUGACAGCGGCGGGCGGCUUAGCUUGGCGCAGCGCUCCGCGUUGCAGCAUCUGGGUGAGGUCUACGCCGCGGUCCCGCCGAAGACUGAGGAUUGCACCAACCAGGAGGCGUUUCAGGCGCUUCUGGGGCUUCGACCUGGCUAUGCUGAUGAGCCAGCCAUCGGGGCGAGAGCCGGCUACCAGCGCGGGAGGGUAUCCCUUCCUUCUGGCGGUGCUGGGCGUGUCGAUCUUGUUCGACUACUUCCUCCGCACCUGCAGUCAGCGCUGGAGUCCGGGCACGGGUUAUUGCGCUCGGAGCAGGAAUUACUUCUGCCUGCCGAGCCUGGCGACUCGCAUGCUGCCUGCCCGCCUGCGCGAGGCUCUGGGGCCUGAGCUUGCGGCGCGGCCCAGGAUAGCCUUCCGUGUGCGUGUUGUUCCCAUGGGGUGGAACUGGGCCGUCCACUUUGUGCAGUCUGCCCACCUGAACGUGCUGGCUUCGAUCUCUCCGAACAACCAGUGGUUGGUGGACAAGCAGCCUGGGACGUGCCUCUCGGACAGCUCUGCUGCAGCCAAGGUCUUGUACAUCGACAACUUUGCGGCCAUUAGCACCAGUCGCGAGACAGCGUUGCAGGUUGUCAAUGACAUGCUGGGCUCGUUCACCAGCGAGGGCGUCAGGGCGUCGCUUGACUUGGACGUCGUCCUCCUCGGCUUCACGCUGGAUUCCAAGGCCGCCAGGUGGCGCCCCGCACCCAAGAAGUUUUGGAGGGUGCAUGGCUGCAUCUCACACUUGCUGGAGCCAGGAAGGCGUAUCACUGGGCGCCAGUUAGAGAGGCUUGUGGGCCACGUGGUCGCGCUGCUGCUGCUGCGGCGUGAGGCUCUCAGCCUCCUCAGCGCCGUCUACGUCUUCAUCCGGUCGACCUACGACAGGGCGCAGCCGCUGUGGCCCAGCUGCCGACGUGAGCUCAGGUGGGUGCUUGCGUUGUUGCCCACGGUGUUCGCCGACAUGAAGAGGCCUUGGCACGCUGAGGUAGGUGCCUUUGACGCGUCGCCUUGGGGCGCGGGAGUCUGUACUGCGCGCUGGCCUUUGAGUGAGGUGCAGGCCGCAGGCAGGCAGCCGGAGAGGCUGCGUUUUCGCGGGCCCCUCGCCUCAUUGGUGGCUCCGCGGGACGCUGCCCUGGCCGCUGACAGCAUCGAGCUCUCUGACCCCGCCGCACUCCUGCUCGGUCGCGCGGCGGGUUUCGCCGAGGUGAGCGCAGAGCUGCUGCGCGAGGAGCGGGCCCGCUUGCUGCCCCGCCAGGGCUUUCUGGCAGCCAACAAGGUGCGGCCGUCCACUCAGGUGCUCUACCUGAAGGUGUUGCGGCUGCUGGCAGGCUGGCUCAUGGUGGACGCCCUGCCCGACUGGCCUGGAGUGGCGCGGGCGACGGCUGCAAGGCUUGGCGCCGCGGUGCUGUGGGGGCUCCCGCAGCUCCACGUGGCGCCCCUGCAGAGGUGCUUCCCGCAGCUCGCGCACUCGCUGGCGGGCUGGAAGCGCCUGCAUCCGCCAGGCUCUCGUCCGCCUCUUCCAGAGCUUGUGGUUCGCGCAGCGGCAGCUUGGCUUGGGCACCAGGGCGAGUUUGCGACCGCCUUGUGCGUCAUGCUGAUGUUCGAGGGCUACCUGAGACCCUCGGAGGCGCUGGCGCUGCGGGCCGCCCAGCUCACCGGCCCUUUCGGCUCGGCCACCAGCGCGGGCUCACACAUGUCGGUAGUGGUGCAUGCUGCAGAGUUGCAGCAACCAGGCAAGACAGGCGAGAUGGACCAUACCGUUGUGCUCGACCUCCCGCGCCAGCAGGUCCUGGCUUGGGCCUUGGCGCGCCUGCGCGACUCCCGCCUGGGCUCCUGGCACCCGCUGUGGGACUUCGACUACAACCUCCUCCAGCGGCGGUUUGGCCAGGCGCUCGCGGCUGUGGGAGCCAGCUGUUUAGCAGGCACGCUCUACAGCCUCAGGCACGGCGGCGCCAGCCACGACCGCCUGACGGCCAGCCGCGCGCUAAUGGAGGUGCAGCAACGAGGAAACUGGCGCGCCUUCAACAGCGUGCGGCGCUACGACAAGCACGGGCGAGUGGCGAUCGAGUGGAUGAAGAUUCCCGCCCCCCAGCGCCAAGAGAUCGAACGGUUGGCUUCUGGACUCGACGCCGCCUGCAAGCUGUACUCGCUUCAGCGGUGA
Messenger RNA from Prorocentrum cordatum, 3912 nucleotides. Lineage: Eukaryota; Dinophyceae; Prorocentrales; Prorocentraceae. The record is from the annotation of a GenBank genome assembly.